UUGGGGGGGGGGGUACCGAUCAUGACUGGAGGGGGACCCGCCGAUCUGGUGCCCACGGUGGCCGUCCGGGUCUUCUCAGCUGGGACAGCCGGGUGUGUGGCCGACCUGGUCACCUUUCCUCUGGACACCGCCAAAGUGCGACUGCAGAUCCAAGGUGAAUCCAAAGCCUCACCAGGGAGUCGUCCAGCGAACUACAGGGGUGUUUUUGGCACCAUCGUCACCAUCGUGAGGGGCGAGGGCCCCCGGGGUCUGUACAGCGGGCUGGUGGCCGGCCUGCAGAGACAGGUGUGCUUCGCCUCGGUGCGCAUCGGCCUGUACGACACCAUGAAGCAGCUCUACUCCCGCGGAUCAGAGAAUGCUGGACUCGGGACCCGGCUGCUGGCGGGCAGCACCACGGGGGCCAUGUCGGUGGCCUUCGCCCAGCCCACUGACGUGGUGAAAGUCCGGUUCCAGGCGCAGGUCCGACUGCGAGAGAGCAGCUCUGCCCAGAGAUACAACAGCACCAUCGAUGCCUACAGGACCAUCGCCAGAGACGAGGGCGUGAGAGGGCUCUGGAAAGGCUGCCUUCCAAACAUAACUCGCAAUGCCAUCGUGAACUGCUCCGAGCUGGUGACCUACGACAUCAUCAAAGAGUCCCUCCUGAACAACAACCUGAUGACAGACCGCGCGCCGUGCCACUUCACGGCCGCCUUCGCGGCGGGCUUCUGCACCACGGUGGUGGCCUCCCCGGUGGACGUGGUCAAGACGCGCUUCAUGAACUCCGUGCCCGGGCAGUACGGCGGCGCCAUCAACUGCGCCCUGACCAUGCUGGUCAAAGAGGGGCCCUCUGCUUUCUAUAAGGGCUUCGUGCCCUCUUUUCUCCGUCUGGGCUCGUGGAACAUCGUGAUGUUCGUGAGCUACGAGCAGAUUAAGAGAGCAGUGACCGGGCUCCAGCAGUCCUGGGAGUCCCCCCCCCCAGGCCCCCGUCUGACAGCUGGAGCCGUCCGUCCUGAGAAAUAA
Molecule: messenger RNA, 999 nt
Organism: Menidia menidia (Atlantic silverside)
Lineage: Eukaryota; Metazoa; Chordata; Actinopteri; Atheriniformes; Atherinopsidae
Source: the annotation of a GenBank genome assembly